Messenger RNA from Funneliformis caledonium, 162 nucleotides. The record is from the annotation of a GenBank genome assembly. NCBI's taxonomy places the organism in Eukaryota, Fungi, Glomeromycota, Glomeromycetes, Glomerales, Glomeraceae.
AUGAAUCCAAUGGAAUGGCCAAAGGAUAAAGAAAGUUUAGUUGAUUAUGGUGAAGAAAAAUUAGAAAAGUUAAUUAAUAUUUAUAGAAUAACUAAAAAGCCUAAUUACCUAAUGCCAAUUAUUGAUGCUGAUGCUAUUCGUGAUAAAUGGAAUAAUUUUAAA